Seminavis robusta is the source of this 1347-nucleotide messenger RNA. The record is from the annotation of a GenBank genome assembly. NCBI's taxonomy places the organism in Eukaryota, Bacillariophyta, Bacillariophyceae, Naviculales, Naviculaceae.
AUGGGUGAUGAUCGUGGCUUUCAAAAACAUGAACCUGCAUUGAGUCUGGACUAUUUCUCGUACGAUGCACUGCUCGCAGAGAUCAGGCUUCGCAGAGCACGAGAAGAUUUCAAUACACAGCGAUCCUUGACAGCGGAGGGAUCCUUGAGGUCAAAAGCCAAUAAAUUUACCAAGUUUAACCAAAACAAGCAGCAAGGGCUGAAGACCGACGCCAAAAAGGAACCAACACCACCCCAUCUAGAGGCGACGAUGAAACUAAACAAGCUGCUAAACGAUAAUCUAGUCGCGGUCGCGAGUUUGCCUCCAGCAACUAGCAGUCCAGCCCCAGCCCCUACACCAUCACCUACUGAACCACCAACAGAGGAACCAGCCAAGAGACUCUUCUAUUGUGGAUAUCAAGAUAUUGGAGAAGUGGCUGCCAAAACCAUCUUUGCAGAUUACCAAGUAAUUGGAAGCUUUGUGCAAAAGUGCCGAACCAAUGGAUGCCAUGCAAAGACCAAUGACGUCCUUCUUUUUGGAAUGCAUGGAAGAUGUGGAGACUUCAAAGACAAUCACUCCCUACUCAUGGAACGAUUUCAGGGGAAAGUGCUGUUCCUUAAUGGUGAAUCCUUCGGAAACGCAAACCAAAUAUCUCCGGAAUCCAGUGACCGAAUCUACCAGCUAGGACCAUACAUGGAACAGCAAUCAUGGCAGAAACAUACUAUGCAUGUCUACUUUUUGGUAUUGGCUUUUUACAAGUUGCCCAGUGACAAACGACAAGCCAUUCUGGAUCCAGCAAAAAAGCCACGCAACACUGGUACAAAACCUGCCGUGGCGUACUUUGCUAGCAAUUGUGUCGACUUUCGACAACAGGCAGCCACGGAAAUUGCCAAGAUACUUCCCCUCCAUUAUGUGAAAGGAUGCCGCAUCUCAAGCAAUGGAACCAUGGCUGAAAUGGUUCCAAAAAACAUUGGUAUGUCGGGCGCCUACGCCAAUGACGACAUUUACAAAGAUUACAAGUACUGUUUGGUCAUGGAAAACACAAAUUAUCCAGGAUACAUCACCGAAAAGAUUCUCAAUGCUUAUGUCGGUGGUUGUAUCCCCAUAUAUUACGGGACUACCGAGAUCUUUGACCUGUUUCACAAGGAUAGCUUUAUCUUUUACAACAUCUCUGAUCCUCAACCAGCUCUACAGCAACUGCAACGGUUGGAGGAGAAUGCAAUGGAGUACAUGCGAAUGCUCUACAAGACACCGGUUCUGGCGUCACCAGAGGUGUUGGAAAAAUACUUUUCUUUGUCGGAUGAUAUUGGAGGAGGAUCCUUGAAAAAGAGAAUACGUGAAAUGAUGGACAUUCCAUUUUCCAGUUGA